Molecule: messenger RNA, 521 nt
Organism: Oppiella nova
Lineage: Eukaryota; Metazoa; Arthropoda; Arachnida; Sarcoptiformes; Oppiidae
Source: the annotation of a GenBank genome assembly
CUCAACAACAACACGCUCUCCAACAGCUGUUGGCGACUCUUAAGUCACCCGCUUCUCCACAACAACAGCAACAAGUGCUUAGUAUUCUGAAGUCCAAUCCCGCUCUGAUGGCAGCCUUUAUUAAACAGAGAACAGCUCAACAACAGCAACAGCAGCAGCAACAACAACAACAACAACAACAACAACAACAGGUCCAACAGCAACAACAGGUUCAGCAGCAGCAACAACAGCAACAAAUUCAGACUCAACCCCAGCAUAUCCAACAACAGCAAACGCUAGUAGGACAGCAACAGCAACAACAAGUGCAACAACAACAGCAACAGCAACAGCAGCAGUGGUUCCAACAACAGAGACAACAAAUGGUUCAGCAAAGACAGGCACUACAGCCCCAACAAAGGCUAAUGGCUAAUCAGCCGCAACAGCAAAUGUAUUCGACUGUAACGCCCAGGUAUUGGUCGCAAAACCCUAAUCAAGGGAACCCUCAAAGGGGAGCACCGAUGAUGAGGUCUCCGCCACAACAA